This is a messenger RNA of Pezoporus occidentalis (night parrot), 2295 nucleotides long. Its product is annotated as lymphocyte antigen 75-like. The transcript is spliced from 13 exons. Gene Ontology annotation, cellular component: external side of plasma membrane. The record is from RefSeq and is a predicted model, not a curated record. Gene Ontology annotation, molecular function: signaling receptor activity. Lineage: Eukaryota; Metazoa; Chordata; Aves; Psittaciformes; Psittacidae. The coding region runs from base 140 to 2269 and encodes 709 amino acids.
UGGAAACAAGUGACGCUGCCGGCGUGGGCCAAUCCGGGCCGGCUACUUGCUGUCCCGGCCAGCCGGCGGCGGGCGCGACGCUCCGGCAGCUGGAGCCCGGCAGCGCGGCCGCUUCGCGCAGCUUGCGCGCUGUGCGAGGAUGGCGCGGGCGGCGGGGCUUUGCCUGCCCUCCUGUGGCGUCGUCUGCCUCCUCCUCGCCUGGCUCCUCGCUUGCUGCGCCGCCCGUCGGGACCCCUCAGGCAGUGCUGCUUUUACCAUUCGCCAUGACACACUGAACAAGUGCAUACAUGUUAAAAACUCACGGAUAGUGAUAGAUGACUGCAAGGAGACAAGUGAAGCUUUAUGGAAAUGGGUAUCCCAGAAUCGCCUCUUUCAUCUGGGGUCCAAGCAGUGCCUGGGACUUGAUAUAUUCACUACAUCACUGUCUCGCCUGAAAAUGGUUGAUUGUAACUCAGAACUAAUGCUGUGGUGGCGAUGUGCAGAUGCUUCCAUCCUUGGUGCAUCUCAGUACAAAGUGACUGUUAAGAGUACCUAUGUAACUGCAAGCAUAAAUGCAACAGACCAGUGGCGAAGCAACAAUUCCUCUGAUGUUAUAUGUCAGUAUCCUUACCAUGAGGUUUAUACCAAAGAUGGGAACUCCUAUGGAAAACCCUGUGAGUUCCCCUUUCUGUAUAAUAAAAUGUGGCAUCAUGACUGCAUUCAAGAUGAAACACAUAUGGGUGGAAAAUGGUGUGCCACAUCUGAAGAUUAUACUCGUGAUGGAAAAUGGGGAAUCUGCUUACAACCAGAAGAUGGUUGUCAUGAUAUCUGGAAACAUGAUCCAGGGUCUGAAAGUUGCUACCAGUUUAAUACACAGUCUGCUCUUUCUUGGAAGGAAGCUUAUAUUUCAUGUCAAAGGCAAGGGGGAGAUUUGCUUAGCAUCCAAGACGGAUCUGAAUUAAGUUACAUACAAGCUAAGGAUGACAUUGCUGAGAUCUUUUGGAUUGGCUUAAAUCAACUGGAUGUUUCUGGAGGUUGGCAAUGGUCAGAUCACAAACCUUUGAAUUUUCUCAACUGGCAUCCAGAUAUGCAGAGUUUGUCCCCGCUGGAUGGGACUAGUUGUGUGGUGAUGAAUGCUGCCUCAGGUCAGUGGCAAAGUUACCAUUGUGGGACUCCACUUCCGUAUAUUUGCAAGAAGUCACUCAAUGAAGUUCCAAGCCUCCCAGAGUUUUGGAGACACUUGGAUACUCGCUGUGAUUCAGGCUGGCUUCCCCACAAUGGUUUUUGCUACAUGGUGAUAAACAGCGAGGCAUCUUGGAGUACAGCAGAUGAAUUGUGCAAGACAAAUAAGAGUAAUCUCAUCAGCAUACACUCAUUAGCAGAUGUUGAACUGAUUGUCACAAAGCUUCAUAAUGAUGCUAAAGAAGAAAUGUGGAUGGGUCUCAGGAAUGAAGAUGUACCAACCUUGUUCAAGUGGUCAGAUCAUUCAGCUGUGGUUUUUACAUACUGGGAUCAGAAUGAACCAAAAGUUCCUUUUAACAGCACUCCUAACUGUGUAUCAUAUUCAGGCGAGCUGGGACAGUGGAGAGUCAAAUCCUGUGAAGAAAAAUUGAAAUAUGUUUGCAAGAAAAAAGGAGAGAUUUUGAAUGAAACAAAAUCAGAUGAAAGUUGUUCAUUAGAAGAGGGAUGGGAGAGACAUGGAAACUACUGUUACAAGAUCUAUAAAACAGAAGUUUCAUUUGGAGUACAGUGCAAUCUUACAGUGAUGAACAGAUUUGAACAAGAAUUUAUAAACAAUCUAAUUAGAAAACAUACCAAAGUUGAAGAAAAAUACUUCUGGACUGGUUUGCAGGAUAUUGGCCAAUCAGGAAUAUAUUCCUGGGGUACAGUGGAUGGGGAAAAAGCCAAAGCUGUGACGUAUACUAACUGGAAUUCCUUGCAACCAGAGUUUUCAGGAGGAUGUGUGGCCAUGCCCAGUGGAAAGUAUCUUGGAAAGUGGGAAACCAAGGACUGUAAAGCCACUAAAGCGUUUUCUGUCUGCAAAAAAUACAUUGGACUGCCCAAGAAGCCAGAAGUACUCCCAAAGCCAACUGAUCCGUGUCCCCCUGGGUGGCACAAUGGAUCUGGCCUUGCAUGCUACAAGUUCUUCCACAGUGAACGAGUGCUACGAACCAGGACCUGGGAAGAGGCAGAAAGGUUCUGCGAAGCCCUUGGAGGCCAUCUGCCUAGUUUUAGUCACUCAGAAGAAAUCAAGGUGCUUCAUUCUAUCCUGAGAAAAAUAAUCAGGUAACAAACUAGCCAUGCGCUAAAAUUUUG